This is a messenger RNA of Neoarthrinium moseri, 549 nucleotides long. RefSeq lists its product as uncharacterized. The transcript is spliced from 4 exons. The record is from RefSeq and is a predicted model, not a curated record. Lineage: Eukaryota; Fungi; Ascomycota; Sordariomycetes; Amphisphaeriales; Apiosporaceae. Bases 1 to 549 code for a protein of 182 amino acids.
AUGGCGACGCCUCGACUCCUCGUGCCCUUCUCGUCGUCUCGCCAGAUAUCCAGGACAACCCUUGCCCGGACCGCAGCAGCCUCGAGGGCGCUCCUGUCACCUGUCUCCAGACCGUGCCCGGCCCCCCCGCAGCCGAGACGACCACUCCUCCAGGCCCGCGCCAUGGCUUCGUCGUCUUCGUCGUCCUCGGAUCCCGCCCGCCCCGCCAUCAGCACGCCGCCGGCGGGCAAGUACGAGUUCCUGGCCGUGGUGCCCGACAAGCCCGGGUCGCAGCCGAAGCGGCUGGAGGUGCGAGCCAAGCACUUUGAGGGCCUACAACCGUUCAUCGACUCGGGAUUCUACAAGGCGGGAGGUGCGGCGCUCAAGGACAGGCCCGAGGGCACUGAUGCUACAAAGUGGGACUUCUACGGCAGCACCAUGAUCAUGGUAGCCGAGUCCGUCGACGAGUGCCGUGAGAUCCUGAGAAAGGACAUCUACAGCAAGAGCGGCGUGUGGGACGUUGACAAUGCGCAAAUCUGGCCUGUCAAGUUUGCGUUCAGAUACCCAUAG